AUGGUUCACAACGCAGGCGUCUGCUUCGCAGCAGUGCUGCCGUACGUGCGGUCCGAGAGGAAGGAAGUGUUGCUGAUCAGCAAUUCCAAGCUGUUCGGCCUCGAGUACCUGGAGCAUUGCGCGGACCACAUUCGGUCCUUCCUUGGCCCCGCGUUGCAGUCCUACAUUCUUUUUGUUCCUUACGCCCUGAAGGACCGCGACGGGUAUGCCGCAAAGGCCCGAGAGGCGUUCGAGAGGAUGGGUUACCAGCUGCGCUCGCUGCAUGAGUUCCAGCCGCGCGAACGGGCGGAGGGAGUCUGCAAGGCUUCGGCCGUGUUUGUGGGUGGCGGGAACACUUUCAGGCUCCUGAGUUGCUUGUACGCGGACGGGGUCAUGCCGAUCAUCAAAGAUCGCGUGGAGGCUGGGCAGCUGAAGUAUAUCGGGUCGAGCGCAGGAACCAAUGUCGCGUGUCCAACGAUCCGAAACACCAACGACAUGCCCAUCGUCUGCCCCCCGUCCUUCGCCGGCAUGUGUUUGGUGCCGUUCCAGAUCAACACACACUACAUAGACAAGGAGCGCGAGGUGAAACACCACAUGGGCGAAACCCGCGAGACCAGGAUCACCGAGUUCACCGAGGAUCAGGGGCCACGAGAGCGAGGUAUAGAGGCUCAGGGGGGGGGGGGGGGCAUCGACCCCCAGUCGCCCUCUCAUCGCCGCUCGGGGCCCGGGUGUCCCACCCCGCCGGGGGACGUGUCGCGAACUGGUCGAGGGCACAUCCCCGCUCCGACGACGAUGCACUGCCGAUCCCAGGCCCCCGUUUUUCGGGGGUGGACAGAACCCUCACCCCUGACACGUCGAUUAGAGAAUUGCCCGUUUUCGGUUCUCGAGAGAGCGCCGCAGCCGUCAUUUUCCAGGCUUGCGCCCGCCAGUUUUGUGCCCGAGGUCGUUUUCCCGGAACCACGUUUUGCCAAAGUGGGUUCUGUCCAUCCCCGCGUUUCCCCCCCCCCCCCCCCAUGA
Molecule: messenger RNA, 996 nt
Organism: Prorocentrum cordatum
Lineage: Eukaryota; Dinophyceae; Prorocentrales; Prorocentraceae
Source: the annotation of a GenBank genome assembly